Molecule: messenger RNA, 2970 nt
Organism: Fundulus heteroclitus (mummichog)
Lineage: Eukaryota; Metazoa; Chordata; Actinopteri; Cyprinodontiformes; Fundulidae
Product: histone-lysine N-methyltransferase PRDM9
Exons: 7
Coding region: 132-2807 (891 amino acids)
Cellular component (GO): nucleus
Molecular function (GO): protein binding
Source: RefSeq, a predicted model, not a curated record
UGCUCAAAGAGAGAUGUUUACUUCCGGGGUAACUUCCUCUUGAGGAGAGCUGAUGUUGCUAACGGCCAAAACAUCUAUUUUUUUGAAGACAGUUUAGAAUUACUGCAACUCUAAAAAAAAGAGAGUGACUCAUGUCGGCCAAGAGCAUGAAAGUGGAGUGGGUCGAGGCGACGGAGGAGGUUGUCGACGCUGAGGAGUGCCUCUCCCCGAAGAACAGCGCCCCAACAACGGAAGCUGAUUUAGCGUCGACUGAAACAUCACUCCAGAAACUGUUGAACACCGUGGGGCAGGAGGAAGGCGCCGAGGGUCAUGAUGGCUUCUGUUGUGAGGAGUGUCUGCCUCUCUUCCAGGAUCAGAGUAAUACCGAUCACAUUAAUGGUCCGUCGUUUAUUCUCGACUUUCCAACGACCAUGGGUGUUCCGCGGCGAGCUCUCCUCACUUUGCCCUUUGGCCUGAUGAUAGGCAGAUCCAGUAUUCCCAGUGCAGGAGUAGGGGUGAUAUAUCAAGGGCCAGCACUGUCUCCAGGAAUGCACUUUGGGCCGUAUGAGGGGGAAAUGACAGCAAAAGAAAACGCCAUGAAUAGUGACUUUUGCUGGGAGAUUCACAAAGGAGAAGAUCAGUAUGAGUACAUAGAUGCCACCAACGACUCGUGUUCAAACUGGAUGAGGUAUGUGAACUUUGCUCGCAACAAGGACGAGGCCAACCUGUUGGCGGUCCAGUACAAAGGCAGCAUCCUCUUCCACUGCUGUCGCGCCAUUCAGAUCGGGGACGAGCUCACCGUGUGGCCCAGCGACAAGCUGCUCGCCCAUCUCAGUAAAGACUGGUCUAAGAUGUUGUAUUUGAAGAUGAACAGAACAGAGGGCAGCGAGUCGGCGUCGUCUCCGAUUUUCCUGUGCCCCGACUGUCUUCUGUCGUUCACCACGGAGAGCUUCCUCCUCCGCCACAUAGAGCUGUUUCACUCGCAGCCCAAGGCCGACGAGUCACCGCCGGGCGAGGGAAACCCGGCGUCCGGAGACGAGCCCGCGGCUUCCGCGGUGACGCUCGUCGACGCGGCCAAGUCCAAAACGUGCGACGACUGCGGCAAGGUCUUCAAACAGCUCCCGCACCUGCGGAGGCACCAGCUGUGCGUGCACUCCAACAGGCGGCCGUACUGCUGCUCGCACUGCAGGAGGAGUUUCAGUCAGGCGUCGGGUCUGCUCCGGCACCAGAGCGUCCACAGGAACAAGGGCUUGGGAAAAGUCGCGGCCGAGGCAGAGAGCUCGGCGCCGAACGCAGAACCUCGCGGCGAGGCCGAACCCGCCGCUUCCGAGGAGGCGGAAGAGAUCAACUCGCCCGAGAUCCGCCAAGUGACCGUGGACGCCGGUGGCGUCGAGGAGGCAAACGCCCACCAGCUGGACUGCUCGGUUUGCUGGAAGAGCUUCAGGAACGAGGGCUACCUGAAGAAGCACGUCGCCACCGUCCAUGACAACAUACGGCCUUACGUCUGCUCGGUCUGCCAGAAGUGCUUCGGCCAGCACCACGACCUGCGCAGGCACCUGCAGAGCCGGCACAAGGAAAGCGUCCUCAGAAAGAAGGCGAGCACAGACCCGGAGGACGCCGCCGCCGCCGCCGCGAUGCCGUUCAGCUGCGGCGAGUGUUCGGCCGCGUUCUCCACGGUGGACGCCCUGCAGCAGCACAUCAGCGAGCUGCACUCGGAGGACUCGGCCGCUGAGAACCAAGAAGGCGGCCCCGCCCCCGCCGUGGAAACCAAAGACUCCGCCUUGAACCGCGCCUCCGCGAGGCCCCAGCGCGUCAAAGCCAGGUCGAAAGUCUCCGCCCUCGCCAAGCUCGUGGCGUCCAAGCGCAAAGCAGCCAAACAGCCGGAGGCCUCCGCGCUCAGGAUCAGGAAAAUGAAGAAGUACAAGUGGUUCAGCUGCAAUCAGUGCAAGCAGACGUACGGAAACCCCGAGGACCUCAAAGCGCACAGCUGCCCGUCCAAGCCGCUGAAGUGCGGGCAGUGCGGCGCUGCCUUUCACAGGACUCAUCUGCUGAGGAGACACAAGCAGCUGGAGCACGGUCGAGCCAAGUCGUUCCGCUGCGACUCCUGCGACAAGAGCUUCUCCACGCCCGCCAAGCUGAAGCAGCACCAGAAAAACAAGGCCUGCCAGAAGUACCACUGCAGCUCGGAGCUUUUCCCCUGCUCCUUCUGCCAGUUCUCCUUCACCGCCAAGAGCUACCUGAUCAAGCACAUCAAGAGGCACCACCCCGUGGAGUUCCUGUCUCUCUGCGACGCCGACACGCCGGCCGACGCGCUGGAGAAGGAGACGGAGUACGCGUGCUCGCACUGCGGGACCAGCUGCGCGGACGCCGAAGCCAUCCGCUCGCACGCGUGCAUCAGGCAGCUGAAGGUGCUGUACCUGUGCAACGACUGCGGCAAGAGCUUCACGAGCCACUACAGCCUGAAGCAGCACCAGCGCAUCCACACGGGCGAGAAGCCGUACAGCUGCAGCCACUGCAGCAAGAGCUUCUCCUACGUGGGCCAGCUGAACGUGCACCUCAGGACUCACACCGGCGAGAAGCCCUACCUGUGCACCCACUGCGGCGAGAGCUUCCGCCAGUCGGGGGACCUGAAGAGGCACGAGAUGAAGCACACGGGCGUGAGGCCGCACGUCUGCAGCGAGUGCAGCAAGAGCUUCAGCCGCCCGCAGAGCCUCAAAGCUCACCUGCUGCUGCAUCAGGGACAGAGGCUGUUCAAAUGCAGCCAGUGCGGCAAGAGCUUUUCUAGGAACUAUCAUCUCAGGAGGCACCAUCAGAAGAUGCACUCCUAGAGCUUAUUAUUAGGACUGCCGUUACUGUCACAGAGCUCGUUCUUACCACAAAUCCAAUGAAAAUAUUUGAUCGAUGACUGUACUUUUAACUAGUUUAAAGAAAACGCUGUCAAGUUCAUUCUAAAGAGCUUAACAAUAAACAUUUAUUUAUUUCCAAAACCAG